UGCCGCCACCAUGUUGGAUCAGGAAGUGAGCAGAGUCGGAGCAGGAAUCCCGAGCCGAGUUUAACGUCAACGGUCGUUUUUAUUCGAUCGGUCCACCGUUUCACCGUUCUCACCUUUAACAUCCAGGUUUCAUGCUGCGUGGCCUUUUGGCUGGUCGAGGUCGGCGCUUCUCUUCGGAUUUGAUCGUUUUGCAGUACCAGCUAUGGCAUCUCUAACGCAGAGAACCUCGGGCCUCGUCCAGCGGAGGACCGAGGCCACUCGCAGCGCCGCCGUCGACAAGGAGAGGGAGUCCGGCGGGGAGGAGGACGAGGCGCGCCGCGGGGAGGAGGAGGACGACGACAAGGGGGACUCGAAGGAAACCAGGCUCACACUGAUGGAGGAAGUGUUGCUCCUGGGCCUCAAGGAUCGAGAGGGCUACACGUCUUUCUGGAACGAUUGUAUUUCUUCUGGUCUUCGCGGGUGUAUGCUGGUCGAGCUGGCCCUCAGAGGGAGGCUACAGCUGGAGGCCUGCGGGGUGAGGAGGAAAAGCCUGCUCUCAAGAAAGGUGAUAUGCAAGUCAGACGCCCCGACGGGAGAUGUGCUACUGGAUGAGGCCUUGAAGCACAUAAAAGAAACCCAGCCUCCGGAGACUGUCCAGAGUUGGAUAGAGUUGCUUAGUGGAGAGACUUGGAAUCCCCUGAAGCUGCACUACCAGCUGAGAAAUGUUAGAGAACGUCUGGCAAAAAACCUGGUAGAGAAAGGUGUCCUCACAACAGAGAAACAGAACUUCCUGCUUUUUGACAUGACCACACAUCCGCUCACCAACAGUACCAUUAAACAGGUAGGGUGUGGGGAUGUUCAGUGAUUCUGUGUUGUGCAAGUCAAAGGUGAUUAAGCUU
Molecule: messenger RNA, 878 nt
Organism: Micropterus dolomieu (smallmouth bass)
Lineage: Eukaryota; Metazoa; Chordata; Actinopteri; Centrarchiformes; Centrarchidae
Product: Golgi phosphoprotein 3-like
Exons: 4
Coding region: 203-844 (213 amino acids)
Biological process (GO): Golgi vesicle budding; Golgi to plasma membrane protein transport; retrograde vesicle-mediated transport, Golgi to endoplasmic reticulum
Cellular component (GO): Golgi cisterna; cytosol; trans-Golgi network
Molecular function (GO): phosphatidylinositol-4-phosphate binding
Source: RefSeq, a predicted model, not a curated record